CUUGUGAGUAGGCGCCGCGCUUGUCUUGUGUCAGACUUUUAAGCUGUAAUGACGUUUGAUUGGUUAAAACAUUGUAACUGUGGAUCAGUAGAUUUGACUCAGCUCGCCAACAACGCUCUAUCCUUAAUUAACGUCGAACCUUACAUUCAGAGUAUUCAUGAAAUUACUCCUGCUUUCGUCUUUGACUUAGCAGUUGUCUUAUUUGGUAGCGACAUUUUGCCUCGUCGUGGUCGCGCUGAGACCGAAUGUGUAGAAAACUUCGAGGCUAUUGUAUUCAAAUUGUCUGAAGAAAUAGGAGUGGACUUGGACCACAUUGUACCAGAAGACCUUAUGGUUGGAGAACCCAGAGCAUUAUCGGAUUUUCUUGUCCUGCUGACCGCAUUUAUUGCCUACUGUCAUGAAUCGAACCUUUUGGAGCUCCAAAUAUCAGCGAAUGAGUCUUCCUCUGAAUGUUCAGGCCGCUUGAUUACUAACUCAAAAGUAAAUUCAAAGACAAAGGAAUUUCUAGAAUGCCAGUUGUCUACUUCUCCUGAAUUACCACGUCAUAGUGUGACUUGUGCACCCAUGUUUUCUACAUCCUUUCACCAAUCUGAUCGGUCUAUUGAUCAAAGUACACCAGUGAAGCGGACUCCAGCAUCUUUCCAAACUAGAAACCCUUAUCCACCCGUUGAUAAUGUCAAUUCAUUACUACAAAAAUCAAAUUUAUUUGCAGUCCAAUCGGAUAACGUGAAACCAAGUUAUCCUGUUGCUUCGUGUCUUUCCAAUUUCUUAGAGGUACAUACAGACACUUCACCUCCAGCAACACCAAAUGCAAUGAAUGGAUAUCUAGAAAUCGUCCAUUCUAAUUUAUCCGAUGCAGAUAUUCUACCUAGUUUAGAGAAUUCUUUGAAUAUGCAACAAUUUAUGCCUAGUUCUCCAGUUGAUGAAUUUAAGAAAUUAAAAAAUUCUGGCUCUCAUUUAACACGUUCACCUAAUAAGGAAUAUUUUGGAAGUAGAAAUUUGAUUUCUGCUGAAUCUACUGUGUUGGAUGAUCAGUUGUCAUUACAUGAACAUAAAGUGCAUCUUUCUACAUCCUCAAAUAAUAUCAAUAACAGAAGUGUUUCAUCCUCUGUUGAAUUAAUUCAUAAGUCAAUUAGUGAUAAACAUGAUAGUUCAAGUAGUGGUCGUGGUCGUAGUUUAACAGUUACACAAACAGUUCCUUUUCAAUCUAAUACAUCACCUCCUUCAAGUCUUCUUGAAUUACAUACUUUUCCAGAUUCACGUAAUACAACUCAUAAUUAUCCUAUAGAGCAUAAUAAUUCCUAUCCUUCUCAGAAAUCUUUAAACAAACUUGUAUCUAAUGAGAAAAUCAAUAAUAGUUAUGAUUCUAUUCAUACAAGUAGUAUAUUAGCUUGGAAUGAAGAGAAUAUUAAAUAUAAUAAGAAAAUAAAUAAAAAUGAAUUACAUGAUGGAUCAUUAGAUGAAUUAACUUCACUUUUAUCAACCAGUUUAAUAUCUGAUACAGAAAAAGUUUCAAAUGAUAUAUCUGGUCAUUGUCCAACUACUUCGGAUAUUUUAACUGAAAUUAAUGACUUCGCUUGUAUACUUGAAAAACGACUAAAUUAUUUAAGAUCUGUUUAUUUUCGUGCACAUUCGGAAGCUGAAGCAUUGGCUGGUUUAGUUCAAUUGGUCACAUCAAAAAGUUUAAAUAUUAUUGAACCUAUGAACAACAGUCAAGUAAAUGACAACAACAAUAAUAGUAUAUUAAAAAAUAACCCACUUAAUGUACAUGAGAACCAUUUGCAUUUAGAGUCUUUAUUAGUUAAAGCAAUUGAUCGUAUCGAUCAACUACUGGAAAAAUACAUUACUCCUUGUUCAGAAGUAAUUCAAAAUAAUCAUAGCAAUUGUAUAAAUUCUGCAAUAUGUUUACAUCCUAAAUCAAAAAAAGUUGACAACUUUCCGACAAAUCAAACCUACUUUCAUUCAAAGAAUUCAUCUAAGUUUAGUUCUUUGUAUGAUGAUAACUAUUCGGAUGUAGAGUUGAGAAAGUUAUUGGAUCUCAAACAUGAAUGGAUAGUGACUAGCAGCGGAAUCCAGGAAACGCGUUUCGUCCCAUUUCGGGACUCGUCAGCUGGAUAUACCUGCAUCUCACAGUUGAUGUUUACUCUGGGACCUGGACCUAAUACCGUUCGCUUCAAUAAGAGACUGAUCAAUCGUAGUCCUAAACAUCAAUAGGAAGAUUCAAGUGAACAAUACCAAGUGAAUUCAGACUACCAUUACAGUUUACAAUUUAAUCGAACUGAUCGAUUAGUUAUAUAAAAAAAUCCCAUAAUAAAUUUAUUUUUAUUAUUGCUAAUGUUAUCCUGUUAUUAUUUCUUAUCUUUCAGAUACAUGAUGAAAGCCUUCCAUUUAUGCUUAGAUCAACUUCGCUUAUUGAAUGAAUAAUUCUAUUGUUGCUUCAUAUAAUGACUCUCUAAUGUAUCUUUUAUUCUUCAUUAUUAUAAUUAUUGCCUCCAGUAUUAAUCAUGUUUACUAUGUCUGAUAAGUCAUUAUAAUCUGUUGGUGUAUUUUAAGAGGUAGUAUUUAGCCAAUCUCUUCUAUCACUUCUUCUUUAUACUCGUUUUAAUUUACUGUUAUUAUGAUUAAGAUCUACCAUUUCUUUGCUCAUUUCUUUACAUCUCAGAUAUUAACUACCUUCAGAUAUUCUGUGUAUUAUGUCCUCAUGCAAUUGUUGUUUACUUUCUCUUUUUUUUUGUUUUCAAAAUGCUGUUGUCAUGUUAGAUUUGAUUCAGAUAUGAUGUUGUAUACGUAUACAAAUCUUUUAUCUUUACAGUUAUGAAUGUUUAGACCUUUUAAGAUGUUUUUCACAUUAGCAAUGUAAGGUUCGUUUAAAAAGUUUAAACAUACAAUUUAUUCUCUAAUUUGAUUAAUGUUUAUCGUAUGAUUGUUUAUCUCUUUAUUCAAUCAUCAAUCCUAACGACCGUGCAACUGACCACAUAUGAAAUACAUGUUUCUUCUUGAAAUACUAGUAGAAUCAAGAUUGCGUUAAGUUUUUGCCAAAAUAUCAGUCUUCAUAUUGGAUACAGCAUAGUGGCAUAAGUAUUCGAAUUAUGAUUGACUGCCUUGUUA
Molecule: messenger RNA, 3108 nt
Organism: Schistosoma curassoni
Lineage: Eukaryota; Metazoa; Platyhelminthes; Trematoda; Strigeidida; Schistosomatidae
Source: the annotation of a GenBank genome assembly